AUCAACUGCCAGCAUCACGAAGCUAUUGGGAGUCCAGCACAAGAAGCGAAUUGAAACUCCGUGUUAAUUUACGAAUGAACUGCGUACCAUCAGAAGGUUUCCCUUACCGCGCGGCCUACUGACACUGUACAAGGACCACCAUGGAGGAGAUCACUCAGGUCCUCAGCACCAGCCUCGCCGUCUCCUUGGAGCCCAACAGCACCUCAGCACCACACCCCCGACUUGCCCAGUACAAGAGCAAACACAGCAUGCUGGAUCAGAGCAAGAGACGCCUCCGCUUCCUGGACCUACAGAAAACUAAAAGGCUCAAUUAUGUCAACCAUGCACGUCGUUUGGCGGAGGGAGACUGGACUGGGGACAACAGUGAGGAUGAGCUGGAAAUGGAGGCGGCUGAGGAAGGGCAGAAGGAGGAAGAUGAGGGUAUGCAGAUAGAGCAGAGGAAAAAGUUGCCAAGGCACUACGGCAACCAGCUCAUGCUUUCAGAGUGGUUGGUGGAUGUCCCCCCUGACCUGGACACUGAUUGGCUGAUGGUGGUCUGUCCAGUAGGGAAACGCUCUCUGGUCGUUGCUUCCAAGGGGUCCACUGUGGCUUACACAAAAAGUGGCUACUGUGUGAAUCGAUUCCCAUCUCUACUACCAGGAGGCAACAGACACAGUUCUGCAGUGGGCAAAGAUUACACAAUCCUCGACUGUAUUUUCAGCGAAGUGGACAGGACAUACUACAUCCUUGAUGUCAUGUGUUGGAGGGGACAUCCUGUUUAUGACUGCCCGUCAGAAUUCCGGUUCUACUGGCUCCAGUCCAAGGUCCAGGAGGCAGAGGGACUGUCAGAAGUUGUGAAGCAUAAUCCAUUUCGCUUCCUGAGUCUGCAGAGUGUCGCAUGCUCAACAGAGUCCAUCCAGCAGGCACUAGCAGAGGAGUACAACUUCAAAGUUGAUGGCCUCUUGUUCUACCACCGGCAGACGCACUACACCCCCGGCAGCACCCCCCUCGUGGGGUGGCUGCGGCCGUACAUGGUGUCAGACAUCCUGGGAAUACAGGUGCCCAUCUGCUCCCUCACCGCCAAGCCAGACUACGCUAGCCACCAGCUGCAGCAGAUCCUAGAGCACAAGAAGACUUCCACAGAGGUGCGUCCGGCCGACCAGAGCGGCCGCUAUGAGCUAGAGCACCUCUCCACCCUAGAUUGCCAGAUGGGAGAGGCCCCCUCCCCCAUGUGACACCCUGCCACCCUCUCUCAUUUUGCAGACUCGCAUUGAUGCUUGUGGACUUGUUCAGAAUUCUCAGUUAAGGUGUCCCAUUCCAGUGACAGUGCCUAAAAUGGUUGCAGAGUUAACAUCAGCCAUCUGUAUUAUUUUAAUCAAAUGUUUUUGAAGUACCGAGACGGUGAGUAACAAAUGAAUAGUUUAAGCGUACUUAUACUUGUAUGGAUAAGUAAGUGCUUUUUGUCAUUCAUUUUUCCCCAUAAUGGAACUUCUUAUUUUGCCUCCAAGAAAUGAAAAGAUUCAAUAAAUAAUGAAU
Molecule: messenger RNA, 1515 nt
Organism: Megalops cyprinoides (Indo-Pacific tarpon)
Lineage: Eukaryota; Metazoa; Chordata; Actinopteri; Elopiformes; Megalopidae
Gene: snupn
Product: snurportin 1
Exons: 9
Coding region: 141-1214 (357 amino acids)
Biological process (GO): snRNA import into nucleus; protein import into nucleus
Cellular component (GO): cytoplasm; nucleus
Molecular function (GO): nuclear import signal receptor activity; protein binding
Source: RefSeq, a predicted model, not a curated record